AUGUAUGGCACGUCUCAUUCUGCGACGAUGAACGGAAUGGGAGCAGAGGUCGUUGAUGGCUCCGGCACUAUCGACCCGGCCAACUUGAGCAACUCUGUCUCUGUUAUGCCGGCACUAUCCCCUGCUGAACCCAGUCCCCGUGGUGUCAAGCGUAGUCGCACUCCAGAUCGCGGUGGAAGUGGACAAACAGAAGGAGAUCAGGAUGAUGAGGAUCAGGGCCGUCGCAAGCGCGGACGCCCCCCGAAGACACCGCGGGCAAGCUCCAACGACCAGCCUGGCGCGGGCACCCCUGUUCAAACGCCGCAGAUGCAAUCCCGUCCGCUCCCUCACCAAACGGCCGGGUCUCCGGUUCUCGCAUCGCCUCCGGACAAGUCUACGCCGACAAAAACACAGGUCAAGGCCCUUCCGACCGUCAGAGAUCAUACGUCCGAUCAACUGAAUGAAGAGGGCGAUGAAUACAUUCCCAAGGAAUUUGACGAGGCCGGAGAGACAAAGGCAGACGCCAUGGGAUACCCGCAAGGUGGUCGUGAAUACAAAUGUCGGACGUUCCGUGUACCGAACCGAGGCAAUAAGCUUUUUAUGCUGGCGACGGAGUGCGCCAGGGUAUUGAACUAUCGCGAUUCCUACCUUUUGUUCAACAAGAAUCGGUCUCUACACAAAAUUAUCGCGUCGCAGAUAGAAAAGGACGAUCUGAUCCAGCAAGACAUCCUUCCUUACUCUUAUCGUUCACGUCAAAUCGCCAUCGUCUCCGCCAGGUCCAUGUUCCGACAGUUCGGUAGCCGUGUGAUCGUCAACGGUCGAAGGGUUCGCGAUGACUACUGGGAGAGCAAGGCACGGAAACAGGGCUUCACUGAGGACGACCUCGCUGGCGAAAAGCGCCCAGGAGCUGCGAAGACACGCGAUGGGACAGCGGUAGACAAUGAACGCCAUAAUAUGCUGCCGGCGCUUCCCCACAACGAUGUCAUCUUCAGCAGUACUAUCGAGCCACUGCCCCCCGGUCUUUCCUUGGAUGUUUCAGACUCCACUUCAUCGCUGACCCACCUGCCCAUGAUUCAUAUGGCAACGACGGAUGACCCGCGACUGCGAGAUUACAACAGCAUGCCACGAUCGCGACAGGAGUUGACCGGCCAAACGUAUCAGGAUGUCACCAAGAGCAGCGCCGGUUCAGAGAUCAUUCAUCAGGCUCAGACAGCAGCCGACUUCAACCGAGCCUUAGGGUCACAGCGAGCCCUUCGUCACAAGGGUCUCGAUGAAUUCUAUGCAAAGCCCCGUGAAGCUCCCGAGACUGAACCCCAGUCUAGCACUGCUCUCGACUCUGGACUAUCGGUGUCGCAGCCCAUUCAAACUGCCCAAAUACCACCGGCUGGAAUGGCAAACCAUGCACAUGCCCAGCACGUCAUGCCUCAUCAAGCGAUGAUGGCUGGUCAACCUGGUUUCCCGCAGCAAGUCCACCAACAACCUAUGGGACAGUCUCCCAUGAGGGGCAUUCCGCCAGGCAUGCAACCCAACCUUAUGCCCCAGCGUUCCACUCCGUCCAUGUCUGCCGGUAUGGCCCAGUCUCCUUACGGAUACCCGUCACAGCAACAACAGAUGUGGGGCCAGCCACCACCGCAACCUCAACCCUCGCCCUUGUCCUCACAGGGCCCGCAAGGGGUGAACAUGCCCCAAUACGCUCAGCAGAUGGCCGCUGCUCCCCAACAGGCACCAUCGCCUAUGGGUCAUCACGGCCAACAGCCCCACCAGUCUCCACGCAACCAGCAUCGACCAUCAGUACCCCAGAUGCCGCAACAAUUCGCUCAGAUGCAACAGCAUCCCCAAGCGCAACAGCAGGCCAUGGCAGGCAUGGGAUACCCGGGCGGUGCGCCGGCCGGCUAUCCCAACAUGGCGCGGGCAAUGUAUGCCGCAAAUCAGAACCCUGGCGGGCAAGCUUUCAUGACGGGCAAUCCUCAGCAAGCCGGUAUGGCAAUGGGCAUGGGAGGAGGUGGGAUGCCCGGAUGGCCCGCUGGGCCUGGUGGACCGAUACAGCCCGGUCAGCCGCAGCCUGGCCAGUCUGGUAGUCCGUUAGGCGGAUGGUCAGGCUACUAG
Molecule: messenger RNA, 2085 nt
Organism: Penicillium cinerascens
Lineage: Eukaryota; Fungi; Ascomycota; Eurotiomycetes; Eurotiales; Aspergillaceae
Product: putative nuclear localization protein
Exons: 3
Coding region: 1-2085 (694 amino acids)
Cellular component (GO): nucleus
Molecular function (GO): chromatin DNA binding
Source: RefSeq, a predicted model, not a curated record